This is a messenger RNA of Coprinopsis cinerea okayama7#130, 537 nucleotides long. RefSeq lists its product as hypothetical. The transcript has 2 exons. NCBI's taxonomy places the organism in Eukaryota, Fungi, Basidiomycota, Agaricomycetes, Agaricales, Psathyrellaceae. Bases 1 to 537 code for a protein of 178 amino acids. The record is from RefSeq and is a predicted model, not a curated record.
AUGAACGACGACAUCGACACCCAACUCGAUACGGAAGACCUCUCCCAAACACAGUCUUGGGAAACACAAGAUUACCUUUACGAACACCAAUACGCAGUCAUCCCGGACAGCGACGAGAAUUCACCACCACUUAUGUCUACUAUGGUCAAGUCGGAGAAACGCCGGUACCUGGAUACGUCAGACGAAGCACAGGGUGCCGGUACCAGUGGGGGGAAGCGAAAGCACGAUCAGAUUGGUAUCGAUGUGGGGUCUACUGGCCACAACGCUGCCGAAUCCAGGGCGUCGAGAAUCCUUAAAGAAGAGAACCUCCUAAACGAGGCAAUCAUGGAAAGCAUCUCCCGACUCAUCGAGUUCCGACAAAUAAACGCCGAGGCCGAACACAAUGCUCUUCGAAGGAAACACGAAUGGAAGGAGACAAAGAUAAGGGUUCUCAACGAAUGGAUCAAACGGCUAGAGGACACACUCAGGAAAGAAGGGAUACCACUUCCAGAAUACCCUAGUGCAAGCGGUGCCGCCUGCUGGGCCCCGCCGUCGUAG